UCCAGCACUGGGGAGCCCGUGGGGGCUCACACUGUGCUGCACACACCCCCUGCCACGGGGACUGGCACAGAGCUUGGCACGGAGAUCACAACUCCUUCCUGCUCCGCUGCGGGUCCAUGACUGGAGCCAGCGCUGGGCUGAACCGGGCACACGGGUGCUGGGCAGCCCUGGGACACCACAGUGCACCAGAUGAGAGGACUCUGAUCACCAGUCUGCCAUCGUGCCCUGGCUAUGCCCCGUGCUGGACACUUCCCACCCCACAGCCCCUGGUGAGCGGGGAAGAAGCCUGAGCCUCCUCCAGGUCGGGUGACUCUGGCCUCCCUCGGCUGCCAUGGAUUGGAAAACGCUGCAGGCGCUGCUCAGCGGGGUCAACAAGUACUCCACAGCCUUCAGCCGCAUCUGGCUCUCCAUGGUCUUCGUCUUCCGUGUGCUGGUCUACGUGGUGGCGGCCGAGAAGGUCUGGGGCGAUGAGCAGAAGGACUUUGAUUGCAACACACGGCAGCCGGGCUGCACCAACGUGUGUUAUGACCACUUCUUCCCCAUCUCCCACAUCCGCCUCUGGGCUCUGCAGCUCAUCUUUGUCACUUGUCCUUCCCUCCUGGUCAUCAUGCACGUGGCCUACAGGGAGGACCGCGAGAGGAAGAACCGGGAGAAGAAUGGAGAGAAUUGCCCCAAGCUCUACAGCAACACGGGCAAGAAGCACGGCGGGCUGUGGUGGACCUACCUGUUCAGCCUCAUCUUCAAGCUUAUCAUAGAGAUCCUGUUCCUCUACCUCCUCCACAAGAUGUGGGACAGCUUCGAUUUGCCACGGCUGGUCAAGUGCUCCAACGUGGAUCCCUGUCCCAACACCGUGGACUGCUACAUCGCUCGGCCAACCGAGAAAAGGGUCUUCACCUAUUUCAUGGUCGGAGCCUCCUCCAUCUGCAUCGUCCUCACCGUCUGUGAGAUCUUCUACCUCAUCUUCAAGCGAGCUGUCCAGAGGGCAAGGAAAUGGAGGAAAUCCACCAAGCGCUCCGUCAGCUACAGCAAGGCCUCCACCUGCCACUGUCACAUCAAGUCAGAGGAGAAGGACAACAAGUCCCAGCCCAGAGGAGAAGAGCUGUGAGCUCACCCGUCCCAGCCAGCUCACAUUCCCCUCAACUUGGCUUUUCCAGCCUGCCAAAUCCUCAAACCCUCAAGAGUCGACCCGUGUGAAAAAUGACUAAACCCAGCAAAGUAACGUCCCUGGAGAGAGACCCACGGGUGCCUGAGCAGACACAGGUAAGGCAAGGGCAGCCCUGGAGCUCUGCAGGUGGCAGUGCCACAAGCAUGGACAUCAGAGCAGCACACAGAUCCUCUGUGUCCCGCAGCUUCUCUUGGGUCCUGCAGCUCUGCUGCUCCCAUGCUGGGUGUGAGUGCACCCAGCUGGUGCCCA
This is a messenger RNA of Vidua macroura (Pin-tailed whydah), 1414 nucleotides long. It is a transcript of the gene GJB3, whose product is annotated as gap junction protein beta 3. Gene Ontology annotation, biological process: cell communication. The transcript has 4 exons. Gene Ontology annotation, cellular component: connexin complex. NCBI's taxonomy places the organism in Eukaryota, Metazoa, Chordata, Aves, Passeriformes, Viduidae. Bases 332 to 1105 code for a protein of 257 amino acids. The record is from RefSeq and is a predicted model, not a curated record.